UUCAGCUCAAAUGUCACGUCACUGCUGCUUCUUCUCAAUCCAGUUUCAUGCUGAGGACCAGCACCUGCCCUCAUCUGGAAUUUACCUUCUGGACUUUUGCAAAACCUCAUCCCGCUUCAGUUAGUAUUUCAUCUGGAGGGCAGUGCAAAUGGAGAUGUGUUUGGCGGUUUAUCGUUUUUGAAGAGGAAAAGCCCAAUUUGAACGCACAAUCUAAAGUGCCAUAUGUUUGAAGGGAUUAUAUCAAACAACUUGCAUUAUGACCGAGAUGGGAAUUUGGUGGGUUUUAUGGGUCAUGGCAUUCGCUCUCACUUCAGCCGCCCCGAAAUCACACCAGCGACUUCUGGAGGAGACAAAGGAACAAAAUGACACAUUGCAAGUUGAAAGAGAUAAUCAUGAAACUAUAUUAAGUCAGCUGCUGGGUGAUUAUGACAAAGUGAAAGCGCUUUCGGAAGGCUCUGACUGUGGCUGUAAAUGUGUUGUCAGACCUCUGAGCGCGAGCGCGUGUCAGCGGAUCCAGGACGGUCACGCGACGCCUCAGGAUUUCUAUACGGUGGAGACCAUCACAUCAGGACCCCACUGCAAAUGUCAAUGCAUUGCUCCUCCGUCGGCUCUAAACCCUUGUGAGGGUGACUUCCGUUUGAAGAAGCUGCAACAGGCUGGGAAAGAUAAUGUCAAGCUGUCAACUAUACUGGAAUUGCUGGAGGGUUCCUUCUAUGGCAUGGACCUAUUGAAAUUGCACUCAGUCACCACCAAGCUUCUUGAUCGCAUGGACACAAUAGAAAAAAUGGUCUUAAACAACCAGACCGAGGAGAAGUCGAACACAAGGAGCAACUCUCCGAGUCCACAGUCACCCACAUCCUCACCUUCAAAUCUGUCCUCUGAACAGCAGCUGAAGAGGACGAGUUUGAGGGAGCAGAAUGACGAGGCAGCUGCUUUUCGACACAUAGAGAGUAAAUACGAGGAAAAGUUUGUGGGAGAUCUUCUGAAGAGCAGUGGAUCAGACUUAAACAAGGCCGUCGCAGCUUUGCAAGAACAAGAGCGCCAAGGAAGGGAGAAGCAACCAAAAAUAAUUGUUAGGGGGAUCACAUACUAUAAAUCUGACCCAAUGGAUGAGACAGACACAGAGGAGAACUUAGAUGAUAGUCAGAGUGGUGACAGCCCAAUUGAUCUUUUUGCCGACGAGCAGCUCCUUCAUCACAAAGCACGCCACUUCAGGCCGGUUAUCAAGGCAUGGUCUGUCCGACCAAAACCCAAGAGUGAAGUUUCAAAAGGAGGAGAUGUACGUAACGGCCUUCAAACUCCAUUUACUGGACUGUUGGACUCUGCCCUGCCGAUUAAGACGCCUACUGAACCGAUAUCCGUUCAGGCUCAAACCAGUCGUUCCACCAAAGACAACUCUACAGGAGAUGAGAGAACCACACCGACACCUGCUGUGAUCGAUAUUUUGAAGCUCACCAUCCCCAAGGAACAUACCAAACCUCAAACCAUCGUCAACAAAAAGGAGGCAAGCAACGUGAAGCCCACAACUCCACAAGCUCAAAACAUGUUGGUCAGGUCAUCCAAUCUGGGCCACAUAAAAACAAAUGAGUCAGUCACAGCAGCUGCUGCUAAAGUGGUGGCUGCAGAGCCAACCGUGACAGAACAGACCAACGGGACUGCUGAAAAGGAAACAUCUGUAUCUUCUGUAAACAGAAGUGGGACUGUUACCAAAGAAAAUCUGAAAGAAGAUGCCUUUCACACUGGGAAACCUUUGUUUUAUUCUGAAAGCACACUUAGAAGAUUAACACCAUCACCAACUCCUCAUUCAAACACUUUAACAGUCACAGAAAGCUCAUUGGGAAUAACUGCUCACACAAGCACAGCUGCCACCAUUGUGACGACGCCACAUGUCACUGAAAGCAAGACAGUUACCUACUUACCUAAGAAGAGUCCUAAACAGACAUUAACCUCAGUGGCGUCUUUGAUGACAAUUACAGGAACUACCACCACAACAAUAACAGGCAAACCUGGCAAACGCAAGUAUAGCAUAAGCUGGGAUGAAGAGGAAGAGGUAGUGGGAGGGGAGCAGAGGGACCGAGAGAAAGCUGUAAAAACUGUGGUGGAACAGAACGUUGGAGAGGAACCUCAAAAGAAGUCAGGAAUAUGUAAGGACACCUUGGCCACAAUUUCAGAGCCCGUCACACACAACACAUAUGGUCGUAAUGAGGGCGCUUGGAUGAAGGAUCCGCUGGCUCAAGAUGACAAGAUCUAUGUCACAAAUUAUUACUAUGGCAACAACCUACUGGAAUUCCGCAACAUGGAUGUCUUCAAACAAGGCCGCUACACUAACUCCUACAAGUUGCCUUAUAACUGGAUCGGCACCGGCCACGUUGUCUACAACGGAGCUUUCUAUUACAACCGGGCAUUCUCUCGAGACAUUAUUAAGUACGACCUGCGGUUGCGUUACGUGGCUGCUUGGACCAUGCUGCACGAUGCAGUGUUUGAUAAUGACGACGUGUCUGCGUGGAGAUGGAGAGGAAACUCAGACAUGGAUCUGGCCGUCGAUGAGAGCGGACUUUGGGUCAUCUACCCAGCUCUAGACGAUGAAGGCUUCUUGCAGGAAGUGAUCGUCUUGAGCCGCCUGAACCCGAGUGAUCUGAGCAUGAAGCGUGAAACCACCUGGAGGACCGGGCUCCGGCGCAAUCGCUAUGGUAACUGCUUCAUCGUAUGCGGUGUUCUUUACGCGACGGAAAGCUACAAUCAGUACGACACCAAUUUGUCCUAUGCCUUCGACACCCACACCAACACUCAGGUGAUUCCUCACCUGCCUUUUAGCAACAACUAUACUUACAUCACUCAGAUCGAUUACAACCCCAAGGAGAGGGUGCUGUACGCCUGGGACAAUGGACAUCAGGUCACUUAUAAUGUUCAGUUUGCUUAUGUUGACCCACUGUAGACCCUGAUGGCAGAGCAAAUACGUUCUUUGCACAGAAUAGGAGAAACCAUUAAUGUGUUCGUGGAUUGUGGAUCAGUUCACUCAGCUUUUAUUAACUCCAUGUAGUUUAAUGUACUUAUUAAUAUACUGUUAUGUUUUCAAAGUGUAAAAAUGGACCCAUAUCUUUACGUAUAUGGCGAAAACUAAGAAAAACACGUAUAGAAUGCAGCUUUAUGCAGUUUGCAUUGACGGUCAUUUCUUUAGAUAUUGCAGCUUGCUUUUGCACUAUGAAAACGGACCUCUUUAUGUUUAUAGCUGUACCUGAAUGACAGAAUUAUGAAGUUUUGAGGUGUUGUAUUCUUAAAUCCUGUAGAAUACAUUGUAUAUACUGUAAUAUAAAAGCUAAAACCAUGUGAUUAAUGAAUGUAAAAAAUACAAUUUGUGUUUUCAUAAAUAUAUCUCAAAGUUUGUUUGAUUUUUUUUAUCACAUGCAUAUAAAAAAUAAAGUUUACAACUCAAUAAAUUCAGUAAAAGCAAGAGUAGACAGUGUUCAGGGCACAUUUUAAUUGUUUUAUUUCAUCAGUACGUUUGAUACAUUUGAUCAAAUUACAGUACUGUUUGUAAUCUUUCAAUGCAUAUUUUAUUGCAAUUUCAUUUGAAACUCUUCUAGCACCAACUAAAUUAAAAUCUCUGUCAAACUCAGAAAAAAUGGCUGCAAUAAAAUGAGUUGAAUUAAGAUUUAUGGAAUUGGUCUUCUUUUCAUAUUGAUGAUGUUGAGCGAGUGUAUUCUCAGCACAGACCGUCUCAUUGGACACUUAGAUAAGAGCAAAAUGCUACACUGUAAACCCCUUGAUCCACAGAGCUAAAUCUAGACAAACAAAACACAUCUACCAUAGUUGAAACCAAAAACAUUGUUUACCCCAGCCUUUGAAAUGACCUAUAAUUAACAUGUUACAGCGGUUCAGACCCCACAUUUAUACAAACCUUCAAUUUCAGAGAGCAAAUUCAGACUUAAGACUCUUGUCUGCGCCCUG
Messenger RNA from Rhinichthys klamathensis goyatoka, 3948 nucleotides. It is a transcript of the gene olfml2ba, whose product is annotated as olfactomedin-like 2Ba. The transcript is spliced from 8 exons. Gene Ontology annotation, biological process: signal transduction. The record is from RefSeq and is a predicted model, not a curated record. Bases 257 to 2935 code for a protein of 892 amino acids. NCBI's taxonomy places the organism in Eukaryota, Metazoa, Chordata, Actinopteri, Cypriniformes, Leuciscidae.